Paramecium tetraurelia is the source of this 477-nucleotide messenger RNA. RefSeq lists its product as uncharacterized. Lineage: Eukaryota; Ciliophora; Oligohymenophorea; Peniculida; Parameciidae. The record is from RefSeq and is a predicted model, not a curated record. The transcript is spliced from 2 exons.
AUGACUGAAAAAUAUUGGCAAAGAUAUAAAGAAACUCAUGAUAAGGAUCCUCUAAAUACAAACGAAUUAUGGGUUAGAGUCAAGUAGGAUUUAAAAAGAAGAGAAAAGCCAAAGCAUCAUCUUGAAUUGUAUUCCUAUUGCAGAACCGAGAAUCCUUAUAUAAAAUAAAUUAAGAGCUCUCCAAAUAUCACAAUGGAGACAGUGGCAGAAUUAAUUUGCAGAUAAUCAGCAUGUGAAUUGUAGUAUUGUAUGAGUCUCCAAAAAUUGGCAGUGGAAAAUAGCAGAUCUAAAAUAGAGUAACAUUUAUAGGGAUGUCGAGAUCAAUACAAAACUAUGACCACUUGCAUUAUGAAUGAGAAGACUAGAAUAAAAUAAAAGGAAGAAGAAUUAAGAAAUCUUGUAUUAGGUUUAGAAUAACCAGAAAUUAAAUAAGAGCCUUAAAAAUAACAUCUUCUUAAGGAAGAACCUGUUAUGUGA